GAGCUUAACACAACACCACCAAACUUUCCCCGCGCACAGUAGUCCAGCCGAGCGGUCGCGCAUCGAUCUGCGCCUCAAAUCCGCUCCUUCACCGCCCGUACACGCACAGCACACCACAAACCUUCUACCUUCACAACCAAUCGAAACCGCAGCCAUGCUAGGUGUCGCCGGCAUGCAGCCCCGGCAACUCGCCGCCCAAGUCCUGAACUUCGCGCUCGUACUCUCGACAGCUUUUAUGCUCUGGAAAGGGCUCUCCGUUGUCAGCGACUCACCUUCACCCAUCGUUGUCGUCUUGUCAGGGUCCAUGGAACCCGCGUUCCAGAGAGGAGAUCUGCUGUUCUUGUGGAACAGGGGGUUGGAUACACAGGUUGGGGAGAUUGUGGUGUACAAUGUCAAGGGCAAGGACAUCCCGAUUGUGCACAGAGUGGUGAGGAGAUAUGGUGGAAACAAAACGCCCCUCCGUCUGCUUACAAAGGGCGACAAUAACCUUGCGGACGACACCGAGCUCUACGCACAGGGGCAGUCCUUCCUGAACCGCAAAGAAGACGUGAUCGGCAGCGUCGUCGGCUUCAUUCCCUUCGUCGGAUACGUCACGAUCCUGCUGAGCGAGCACCCGUGGUUGAAGCAGGUCAUGCUGGGGAUGAUGGGGUUGAUGGUGGUGUUACAGAGGGAAUGAUACUGGCAGAGCUGUUGGAAGAGGAUAGUGUGAGCAUUGUGGACAUAUGUCAGUCAGCACAUGAUGCAAGACGAGUACGUAAAGGGCUGCAGCUCGGCCUGAGGUCUGGGAGUACCCAUGGCAGCCGUCGUAGCAUAGCACUGAUAUUCCCCAACAUGUCUUGUGCCGUAGAGCCUGAAGGACAAGUUCCAUGUUGCUACCCC
Molecule: messenger RNA, 879 nt
Organism: Macroventuria anomochaeta
Lineage: Eukaryota; Fungi; Ascomycota; Dothideomycetes; Pleosporales; Didymellaceae
Product: signal peptidase complex catalytic subunit sec11
Exons: 2
Coding region: 155-676 (173 amino acids)
Cellular component (GO): membrane; signal peptidase complex
Molecular function (GO): serine-type endopeptidase activity
Source: RefSeq, a predicted model, not a curated record